AUGAGCGCGCUGCGUUUUAUGCCGUUGCGGGCAUUCGCCAGUCCCGCCGCGGUUAUCGGAAAACCACCAGUCUCGAUUUCCCGCGCCUCGUUCCCCUCGAUUUCAAAGUCGUCGCUGCGCCCGUCGCUGUCCCGCGAGAUUACUACACUGUCAUGGAAUCGUCUGAAGAUUGAGCCUAAGGCGCUUGUUCGAGGGCGUUGGUACUCGGACAAGCCUCAGGGCGGGUUAGGUGCGGAGAAGAACUCGGAGAACAAGACAGGAGGUUCGGGCUCGAAUCAGGGCCAGCGGAAGGCGAUUAGGUACUUAGUCGUCCUCGGCGUGCUCGGUUUGGGUGCAGUGGUCUUCUCGGAUCAGUACAUGCAUGCGUACCGUGCGGCGGCGAGAAGUGGUCGCGUGGUUGGCACACUGGCCGUUUGUAUCAACGACUACCGCGUCACCCUCAAUAAAGAAGCCUCCUCUCCCGAAGACCGUGACGCUCUGAUCAAGGAUUGCCACAAGCGCUGUGCGGAGCGCACUCUGCGUGUGCUGGAGAAGAACGGAUCGAUCUUUAUUAAGCUGGGCCAGCAUCUGAGUAGCAUGGGCUACCUGCUCCCGAUUGAAUGGACCUCGACCUUCAUCCCACUCCAGGACAAAUGUCCCGUAUCGUCGAUCGAAUCAAUCAGCGAGAUGUUCAAGGCCGACACUGGCCAAACCAUCGACGAAUUGUUUAGCUAUUUUGAGCCGACCCCGACAGGUGCUGCUUCCUUGGCGCAGGUGCACAUUGCCACAUUGCGGGAAACUGGUCAAAAGGUUGCUGUCAAAGUCCAGCACCCAGCGCUCGCCGAAUGGGUGCCCCUGGAUCUGGCCUUGACUCGCUUUACUUUCUCCAUGCUGAAGCGUUUCUUCCCCGAGUACGAUCUGGAAUGGCUGUCUCGCGAAAUGGACCUGUCUUUGCCUAUCGAGCUGGACUUCCGUUGCGAGGCUCAGAACGCCACUGAAGCCAGCGCCUAUUUCAAAAGGCACUCAGAUAUCCCACUGGUAAUCCCCGAAGUGAUGUGGUCUCAAAAGCGCAUCCUAGUCAUGGAAUUCAUCUCCGGUGCCCGUCCUGACGACCUCGCGUUCCUGGAUGCAAACCACAUCGACCGCGACGAAGUCUCCGCAGCCUUCGCUCACAUCUUCAACGAGAUGAUCUUCGGCGACAACGCCCCCUUGCACUGCGAUCCUCACGGCGGCAACAUUGCCAUUCGUCCGAACUCCAGCCGUCGUCACCCGAACUUUGAUAUCGUCCUUUAUGACCACGGUCUGUACCGUAACAUCCCCCGCGAUCUGCGCCGCAACUACGCCAAGCUCUGGUUGGCCGUCAUCGAUGCGGAUGUCCCGCGCAUGCGUGAGUACGCGCACAAGGUGGCCGGUAUCACGGACGAGCAGUUCCCGCUCUUUGCCAGCGCCAUCACUGGUCGAGACUACAGCGUGCUCACGAAGAAGAAUGUCGCCUCCGCGCGCACUGAAGAAGAGAAGAAGGAGAUCUCCGGCGCUCUGGGCGAGGGCAUGCUUCAACAGCUGGUCGAAAUGCUCGGCCAAGUCCCUCGUAUCAUUCUACUAAUUCUCAAGACAAACGACCUGACCCGAAGCCUUGACGAAAACCUACACACCCGCCAAGGCCCCAUGCGCACAUUCCUCAUUCUGGCACGGUACGCUGCACGGUCCGUGUUUGAAGAGCAAAUGGAGUCGAUCCGCGAAUCGGGCGGCGUCUUCUUCAACUUCUUCCGCUUCCUCUCCGCCUGGGCUGGGUUCCUGCGUGUCGAGGUGAAGUUGUCCGUGUACGAGACAAUGCUUUCUCUCAAGAGCCGCUUCGGUCUUCGGACGGGUGUCUGA
Penicillium cinerascens is the source of this 1854-nucleotide messenger RNA. Its product is annotated as ABC1 kinase family protein. NCBI's taxonomy places the organism in Eukaryota, Fungi, Ascomycota, Eurotiomycetes, Eurotiales, Aspergillaceae. The record is from RefSeq and is a predicted model, not a curated record. Gene Ontology annotation, cellular component: mitochondrial inner membrane. Gene Ontology annotation, biological process: mitochondrion organization; lipid homeostasis. The transcript is spliced from 3 exons. Bases 1 to 1854 code for a protein of 617 amino acids.